Messenger RNA from Limulus polyphemus (Atlantic horseshoe crab), 907 nucleotides. RefSeq names its product dynein assembly factor with WDR repeat domains 1-like. Lineage: Eukaryota; Metazoa; Arthropoda; Merostomata; Xiphosura; Limulidae. The transcript is spliced from 5 exons. The record is from RefSeq and is a predicted model, not a curated record. The annotation marks the transcript as partial. Gene Ontology annotation, molecular function: protein binding.
AGGGCAGUUCCCAAAGUUUGAAUAAUAUCUUUUAUAAAUAUUUUAGAUUUAUUACUGGAAGUUAUGAUCGUACAUGUAAAAUAUGGGAUACCCUUUCUGGUGAACAAUUACUCUCAUUGGAAGGCCACAAGAAUGUUGUUUUCACUAUUGCUUUUAACAAUCCAUAUGGAAAUAAAAUUGCAACUGGGUCUUUUGACAAAUCCUGCAAAAUCUGGGAUUCAAAAACUGGUGAAUGUUACAAGACACUCAGAGGUCACACCGAAGAAGUGGUCUGUCUAGGAUUUUCAGGGGAUAGUAACUACCUAGUAACUGGAAGUAUGGAUGCAAGAAUUCUUUUGUGGGAUGUAGAAACAGGCAAAAAUCUCGUGCCAUUAGUGGGUCACACUGGAGAAGUGAUAACAGUUUCUUUUAAUUCUUCUGGAUCUUACUUGUUGUCAGGAUCUUUUGAUGGAACAGCAAGGAUUUGGGACUCUAGAACAGGACAAUGUUCCCGGGUGCUAAUGGGUCAUAAAGCUGAGCUCACAUCCUGUAAAUAUAACUGGGAUUCUUCUCAUGUGGUUACUGGCUCUAUAGAUAGAACUUGCCGUCUCUGGGAUCCUGGGACAGGUACAUAUAUACUAUAGUUUCAAUGCAAUUUAAAGAAAUAGAAAAUGGUAAUGAAUGCAAAUGGUAAACUAACAUUUGCUUAUUGUAUUCCAUUUUUGACUUUACAAAGGGUCAAAUCUCAUUUUUAUGUAAAAAUUUCAUAUGAUUUAAAAAGGUCAUUAACUAUUCAUCCUAUAAAUUAUUUUUUGUACAAUAAAUUUACCUUUUCUGUACAAGGCAUAUUAUGUAUUCUAGUAAACUUGUCUGCAUUAAAAAGCAAUUUCAUUAAAAACUAAAUCGAUGGCAAGAGGGUAUAGAUCUA